AUGGCCCCCUCACGAACUUCUCCAGAUCCUUCUAUGACUUCACAGAGUGGGCUUUCAAACGAACAGCUUGCAGCCUUUGAUCGAGAUGGCUACCUCCUCAUUCCCAACGCGCUAGAUUCAAAUACUGUCUCUUCUUUGCUAUUAGAAACCCAUUCAAUGCUCGAGAACUUCUCUUUAGAUGACCAUCCUAUGACCAAAUUCUCAACUGGCGAAGGCAAGGAUGGCGAGCAUGUUGGAGAUGAUUAUUUCCUCACCAGUGGAGACAAGAUUCGUUUCUUCUUCGAAGAAGAUGCAUUCAAUGCUUCUGGAGAGCUCACUAAGCCCAAAGCCCGCGCUAUAAACAAAAUCGGCCACUAUCUACACGCUCUCUCCCCACCCUUCGCCUCCCUACUCAGUCCCUCGUCAACCCACUCCCCGGGUGCUAUCGCCCGCUCCCUCGGUUUCCGCGAGCCACAAUGCCUACAGAGCAUGAUUAUAUGCAAGCAGCCUGAGAUCGGCGGAGCAGUACCUCCCCACCAAGAUUCUACGUUCCUUUACACAGAUCCGCCAAGCGCGGUAGGAUUUUGGUACGCGCUGGAAGAUGCAACCGUCGAGAACGGCUGUCUGAGUUUCUUACCUGGAAGCCACAAAACUGCGGAAAUCGGUAAGCGGUUUGUUCGGAAGAAGGACGGGUCAGGAACCGAGUUUAUUGAUAAUGAGGGCAUGAGAUUUCCUGCUGGGGAAGAAUACAAGGCCGAGACGUCGGAGGGAGUGUAUAAAUUGGGGGAGGUGAAAGCUGGGACUUUGGUUUUGAUACAUGGCAACUUGCUUCAUAAGAGUGAGAAGAACGUUAGUCGGAAAGGGAGGAUUAUCUACACUUUCCAUGUUAUCGAGAAGCAGGGGGCGGUUUAUGAUCAAAGGAAUUGGUUGCAACCGCCAAAGGAAGGAUUCACGAAAUUAUGA
Molecule: messenger RNA, 942 nt
Organism: Lachnellula hyalina
Lineage: Eukaryota; Fungi; Ascomycota; Leotiomycetes; Helotiales; Lachnaceae
Gene: PHYHD1
Product: Phytanoyl-CoA dioxygenase domain-containing protein
Exons: 2
Coding region: 1-942 (313 amino acids)
Source: RefSeq, a predicted model, not a curated record